GUGAGGGGAGUGUGCGCGACGUAUAUAAAGUCCAGUUUGCCUCGGAGCGCCCGGCAGACCCAGCCAGCCGCGAUGGGGAGAAGCCGGAAAAGAGACGCGCCGAGCUGGGGACGCGCCGGGCGGGGCAAGGCGGCCUGAGCCGGGGCGAGCGAGGGGCAGGCAGGCAGCAGAGAGAGCAACUCCCCGCCGGAGCCGGCUCGCUCGCUCGCGCUUCCCUCGCGACCGAGGCUGGGCGCCCCGACGGCCGCCGCGGCCAUGGCCGAGGUGGGCGGCUUCUUAGGCUCCCUGGAUUUGGAUUUGCACGGAUUCUCCUCAUCACUUGGGAACACGCCUCUGGCCGACUCGCCGGGCUUUCUGAACGAGCGCCUGGGGCAGAUCGAAGGGCGGCUGCAGCGGGGCUCGCCCACCGACUUCGCCCACCUUAAAGGCAUCCUCCGGCGGCGGCAGCUCUACUGCCGGACCGGCUUCCACCUGGAGAUCUUCCCCAACGGCACCGUCCACGGCACCCGCCAGGAUCACAGCCGCUUCGGGAUUCUGGAGUUUAUUAGCUUGGCUGUAGGGCUCGUUAGUAUCCGCGGAGUGGAUGCCGGACUUUACCUCGGGAUGAAUGAGAGAGGGGAGCUAUAUGGAUCGAAGAAGCUGACAAGGGAGUGUGUUUUCCGAGAGCAGUUUGAAGAAAAUUGGUACAACACUUACGCCUCGACCCUCUACAAACACUCAGACUCGGAGAGACAGUAUUACGUUGCUUUGAACAAAGACGGCUCUCCCCGAGAAGGUUAUAGGACUAAGAGACAUCAAAAAUUCACUCAUUUCUUGCCAAGGCCUGUGGACCCUGCUAAGAUCCCUGUAAUGUACAGAGACCUUUUCCACUAUAGGUGAUGUUCUCUGCAACUUGAGCAGCCAGACCUGGGUCUCCAAGGUUUCUGCCAGAAGAAUGCUGCAUGCCAUCGUUCUUAACAAAUCUGGAUAGCCGAGAGAGAAGCACUUACAAUGAAUUCCAGCGCUGCCCAUUCUUCAGUGUUUUCUUUUAAAAGGUGUACAUCAAGAUCAAGUUUACUUCUGUGGGGUGGGGAUGGGCAGGACCUGGAAUGCUUUGUGCCAUCAUUGGUUUCUUCCAUGACUAUCUUUUUCUGGUGGGCUAGGAAAAGGCAGAUGUUCACACGGGGGAGAAAAUAAUAUUUUUGAUAUGACAACCACCGCCAGGACCAAUCGGCAGCCACGUGAUCAAGGUGAUCCCAGGAAAGAAGACCACAGAAGUGGCUUAUACACUGGCUCACAAGCUUGGAAUGGUGGCUUAUUAAGGGGGCCGCAGAAUGGAGAGGCCCUCAGUUUGCUAACUGGAUCCUCUUGAGAGGACUCGAAUAACAGACUUGCCUGUUGUUGCUACGCCACAAAUCCUGUAACUGUAGGCUCCGACUUUUCGUAGUGGGAGAAUGGAAGGGAGAAUCCAGAGUAUCUAAAUCAAACCUUACAUCUGGCAGUGCUGGGUCCUGAGGGAUCCAAAUAUGUGUGUGUGUGUGCGUGCAUGCGUGUUUCCUGCUGUUGGAGAGACGGGCAGAAGAGGGUGGCUCAAGGAAUGAACAUGCGUAAGAUGUAAACACGACACUGUUCAUAAGGAUGAAUCUAUUUAUAAAGUACAUAUGAUAUUUAUUUUAUAUAUUUAUUUAUUUCAAAAAUUAUUUUAUUUUUAAAAUGAGAGAUAUUAUUGCCUGUCUUUCGCCAGAAAGGAUGAGGUCCUACUGAAAUAGGGAAGGGGGGGGAAAUG
Messenger RNA from Rhineura floridana, 1765 nucleotides. RefSeq names its product fibroblast growth factor 16 (gene FGF16). The transcript is spliced from 3 exons. Gene Ontology annotation, cellular component: cytoplasm. Gene Ontology annotation, biological process: positive regulation of cell population proliferation; animal organ morphogenesis; fibroblast growth factor receptor signaling pathway. NCBI's taxonomy places the organism in Eukaryota, Metazoa, Chordata, Lepidosauria, Squamata, Rhineuridae. Bases 256 to 879 code for a protein of 207 amino acids. Gene Ontology annotation, molecular function: fibroblast growth factor receptor binding; growth factor activity. The record is from RefSeq and is a predicted model, not a curated record.